Kuraishia capsulata CBS 1993 is the source of this 1071-nucleotide messenger RNA. RefSeq lists its product as uncharacterized. The record is from RefSeq and is a predicted model, not a curated record. Lineage: Eukaryota; Fungi; Ascomycota; Pichiomycetes; Pichiales; Pichiaceae. Bases 1 to 1071 code for a protein of 356 amino acids. The transcript has a single exon.
AUGAUAAAUCACCGGAUUGGCUGUUGUAAACCCUUGAAGAAGUUUUCGCAACAAAUUCCCUCGUUGUGUCGCUUAAGACAGAUGAGGAGCUAUGCAACAGGAGACAAUGUGUCAAUUGGGCCAAGCAGAAUUGAGUUCUCAGCCAAAAGAUCCUCAAACGACAAUUUCAAGUUUGAAUUUGCAUUCUCCUGUUAUGCUUACCAUUCGCCUUCCGAAAUACCAAUGAUCUCCUCCCUGGCUGAUCUCAGCGGUGGGGGUAAUGUGGCAGCACUCAUGCCAUUGAGAAGGGCUCCGGGAUCUCCACUAGAUACGCUGUCCGUGCGAAGUGGCGAUGAUGCUAUGAUAUGUUCUUCCAGUCUUCUCGGGGUUGCAGAUGGGGUCUCAGACUGGAAGGAGAAUGCGGAUGCUGGUCUAUGGGCUAGGUCUCUACUGGAAACUAUGAGCAGAGGUCUUGCCAGGCACAAGGUGGAAUCCAGUCCCUAUUCCCCGACUCUGAAGGAUGUUCAGGAGAUUCUGGAUAGUUCCUUUUUUCACACGUCGGACCUGAUGGACGUGGAAGGGCUGAGCGGGUCCUCGACUGCUCUUAUAUGUACUAUUCUGGGGUCUCAGUUGGCCGUGAUCAGCAUAGGGGAUAGUAAGGUGUUUGUGAUCCGGGAUGGUGAUGUCGUUGAGACUAACGAAAUCCAAAUGCUUUCAGCACUAUGUCCCCAACAGCUGGGUACCAACAACAUCAACGUGAUACCGUCUCAAAUUGCCUGGUAUGACUCCUUCGAAUUGGAGGAGGAUGACAUCAUAGUGAUGUCUUCUGACGGAUUGACAGAUAACCUCUGGCCUGACGAGAUACUCGUCUAUGUUGAUAAGACCAUCUUCAGGGAGAAGAAGUCGCUCAAAGAGUUGGCUAAUCUACUAGUCUAUAAGGCAAAGACUGUGGCAUACGAUAACUUUGCUGUUAGUCCAUAUGUGGAGAUAGUGAACAAACUGCCCUCCAAAAGUUCUGGUGCUGGGUUCAUUAUGGGUGGUAAAACGGAUGAUAUUUCCGUAUGUGUUGCUAGGGUUGUUAAGAAUGACUAA